UAUCCACGAUUUCUCUUCUUCUACUGCCAUGGCGUCACUCUCUUCCACUACUCCCACCAUACCACCGGUUCUUCGAUUCAGGGCGACUGAUUCCAAGUCUCUCUCAGAUUCGUUCUGGAAGUCACGCGUAAUAGCGUGUUGUUUAAGGAGCGAGAACCUUGUCAAGCUUGGUGCGGGGGUAAAUCUCUCCCGUGACCCCGUUGUCAAGCGGUCACUUCAGAAGAGAGUGGUGAUAAGGUCUGCAACUAUUGAAGAAAUAGAGGCCGAGAAAUCUGCUAUUGAGAAGGAUGCUAAAUCAAAAAUGGAGAAGACGAUAGAAACGCUUAGGACUAGUUUCAAUGCCAUAAGGACGGGGAGAGCCAAUGUGGCUAUGCUUGACAAGAUUGAGGUGGAGUACUAUGGAAGUCCAGUGAGUCUUAAAAGCAUUGCCCAAAUCAGUACCCCCGAUGGUACUUCUCUUUUGCUCCAGCCUUAUGACAAAUCUAGCUUGAAGGCUAUAGAGAAGGCCAUCUUGAGUUCUGAUCUUGGAAUGACUCCUAAUAGCGAUGGAGAUGUCAUUCGAUUGUCCUUGCCUCCCCUCACUUCUGAGCGAAGAAAGGAACUAACAAAGGUUGUAGCAAAACAGUCUGAAGAAGGGAAGGUUGCACUGAGAAACCUAAGGAGAGAUGCCUUAAAGUCUUAUGAUAAACUCGAGAAGGAGAAGAAGCUGUCUGAAGACAACUUGAAGGAUAUGUCAAGUGAUUUGCAGAAACUAGUUGAUACAUACAUGAAGAAGAUAGAGGAGCUCUGCAAACAGAAAGAGAAGGAAUUGUUGAAGGUGUAACUAAAAUGGUUGUUGGCAACGAUCUGGUAAAAUCCACUUAAUCCAACUUCUUUUGCCUCUUUAACUUUUUCUCGGAAAAAACAUCUCUUGUUUCUUGGGGUACGAUAAUGCCUCAGAGUUCUAAGUUUAUUUUCAGCUGGAAAACUUAGAAGACCUCUUUUUCCUCUUCUUCUUAUAUAUGCUUAAGUGAUCCCUCUUUGUACAUCAAACGCUUGUUGAUUUUUUUCUGUACAUAUUUAGACUAAACAA
Molecule: messenger RNA, 1072 nt
Organism: Brassica oleracea var. oleracea
Lineage: Eukaryota; Viridiplantae; Streptophyta; Magnoliopsida; Brassicales; Brassicaceae
Product: ribosome-recycling factor, chloroplastic-like
Exons: 10
Coding region: 29-823 (264 amino acids)
Biological process (GO): plastid translation
Cellular component (GO): chloroplast
Molecular function (GO): ribosomal large subunit binding
Source: RefSeq, a predicted model, not a curated record